AUGGGCGGGUGCGAAAGCAAGGCCACCACCGCGAAUGAGUUCCAAGUUGACGCUGCCAGGCAUCCGAAUCUGCAGCGCCUGGCGUUGACCACCACGGAAAAGAUGGGCUGGAUUCCCGACCUUCCGGACCACCGCGACCAUUACAUGAGCUUCAAGUCCAUCGACACGCCCAAGGCUUUGUUCUCGAAGGACCUCAAGAAGAAGACCGAAGGCAAGAAGGAGAUCGUGGACUUAAGGCCCCUCAACGGUGGCUUCAAAAUCUUCAACCAAGGACAUUUGGGUAGCUGCACGGCGAAUGCUUUGGCGGCCUCUUUCCACUUUACCCUGCACAAAGAGAAUGUGGAGAGCCACGCGGACUUGAAGGACUUCACACCGAGCCGCCUCUUCAUCUACUACAACGAAAGGUACGUUGAGGGCAGUGUGGACCAAGAUGCUGGCGCGAUGUUGCGUGAUGGAGUCAAGGUCAUGGCAAAGAUGGGCGUGUGUCCGGAGUCCAUGUGGAAGUAUGAUGACGGCGAUGACUUCUUCAAGAAACAGCCAAGCAAGGACUGCUAUGACUUCGCCCAAAAAUGUACGGUGAAGAGCUACGCGCGGGUGGAGCAGAAUGUGGAGCAGAUGAAGGCUUGCAUCAAGCAUGGCUAUCCCUUUGUGUUCGGCUUUACCGUGCUGACGAGCUUUCAGGAAGCCGCCAAGGACGGCAAGAUGGUGAUGCCCCAGAAGAACGACCAGGUAAGGGGAGGCCAUGCCGUGUGCGCCGUGGGCUACGAUGACUUCCAGCAGUGCUUCAUCGUACGGAACUCCUGGGGCGAGGAAUGGGGUGACAAGGGUUACUUCUACAUGCCCUAUGAGUACAUUCGUGAGGAACAGCUGGCUCAGGACUUUUGGGCGAUCAAUUGGGUGGAGGGCUUCAAGGAUGCUGCGCCGAAGAAGUUCUAA
Durusdinium trenchii is the source of this 936-nucleotide messenger RNA. The record is from the annotation of a GenBank genome assembly. NCBI's taxonomy places the organism in Eukaryota, Dinophyceae, Suessiales, Symbiodiniaceae.